Messenger RNA from Xyrichtys novacula (pearly razorfish), 4978 nucleotides. The record is from the annotation of a GenBank genome assembly. NCBI's taxonomy places the organism in Eukaryota, Metazoa, Chordata, Actinopteri, Labriformes, Labridae.
AGGACUUUGUGUGGUUAAGCCUGCGACAGAGCAGGUUUGGAAGUCUGUGCCUUCCUAUCCAGCAUGUCCGCCCCCGUUAUUAACCCCGCUAUUUCGAGAAACUUCCAGCCCCCUUUUCCACGUCACCUCAAGGAAUCUUUAAAGAGUCCGCCGCCUGAAUAAAAUGUUUCAGUAUUCGACACCUCGCAACAUGAGCGGCAUGAAGACGACGUCCCCGUUACUGACAAUGACAAACAAUGACAACGACCCUCUUCCCCUCGGAUGGGAAGUAAAAAUUGACCCUCAGACUGGAUGGCCCUUUUUCGUCGAUCACAACAACCGUACGACAACCUGGAAUGACCCGAGACACGACACGAAAAAGGUAAUAGAGCGCCUGGAUAAACUUGGUGUGCCAAUGUUGACGGCUCACGGCUGUAGCACUUGUAGGCUGGACGACUUUGGUGGAGAUGUGUCGGCUGUAGGGCGCAUUUUGGGGCUCGGUAUUUGCUGUUAAAGCGGCAGGAGCGCUGUGCUGCAUCAGUGUUACAUAUCACUCUUGUUGACCGGGGGCCUUGUCGGUCUGCCACCGUCACCCCUGGACAAAUAGCUCAUAAACCUAUUAUAACGGGUGAUCAACCCUGUUAUGUUUCCGAGUCAUGAUCCUGCUCCGGGCUAUUUAUUACUCGAUGAGUCACCCUGCAGUACGUAAGGGCUAUCUGAUGAGCCUCAGUGUCUGGAGAACGUUUGUUAGGCAGCAUAGUGGAAAAAAGUGCGACCACCAGCUCGUGACAAACUUUUCCCUUACAAGGAUUGAGGCAGGUUAAGUUCACUUUGGCCGUGUAGGCACCAGUGCUAUGCGCUGGUAGCUCGGUCUAUCAAUUUGGUGUCUUUAAAUGGCCUAUACGGUAGGCCCAUGUUGUGAAAACCUACAGAUAUUCAGAGGACACUCAUGGGUGGAAGUUUGCCGUGGGCUUCAGGCUGCCAAUAGGCUGUGUUUCGUCUUGGAGAUAGACCGUUGUCCAAAGUUAGUGUCCAGAAGAAUCUGCCAGAAAGACAGCUGUCAUGGGAUAAAAUUGGUGCACUGUCCCGUAAGAUGGCAGAAGGCAAAGAGUCGAUCACAGCUUCUCAACUUUGGUGUGAAAAUGCAGCUCAUUUCUUUAAAUGUUAUGACGUGAAACAAUAAACUGUUAGAUUUGAUAUAUAAGGGACUGAAGUAAAGGUUUUAUCACAUUACAAACAGCCUUAUAUUUCAAAGUCUGUGCACUUUAUUAGGCUAUCAGCUGACCUGUUGCUUCUCCUUUGCUGACACAGGCUGGUGAGUAGUUAGUCAUAACACCGUGAAAACGGUUAUAUUACAAGUUACCCUAAGCAGUUGUGAAACUUAUACUCACUCAAACUCCAAAUUGUUCCUAUGGAAAAUGUUGAACUCUCUCAUGCAGUAAAUUUUAAAUGUAUUUCUUGUGAGAGUGUACUUUUACUUCAACAGCACAUCGAUGAGAAGAAUUAGCUUUACUGUUAUUACCAAGCUGGUAUACAACAUGAUUCUGGGGUUAUCUUCUCUUUAAUUAUAUUAAUGUAAAGUAAUUUAAGUGUUUGUAAGUUAGUUCUUAAAGUCAGAAAAUCAGAAAACGAUUCUGAUUGGAGUUGCAUUGAAACUUAAGGUUACUCCAAGUUACACAAGUUACAUCAGUUAUCUUUAUGAUCACAUAGGUACAUAUAAAUAGGACAUUUCAAACUAUUUUUCAUUUCUGGUUGUUUGUGUAAACUGCAAAGCCAUAUAUUAUUAAAAAUAAAUAAAAAGAAUGUUUAAAUUAGUUAAGUUAACUUUGUAAUGGAGAGUUAAAAUUGAUCCCAGUUGUAAAUAGUCUUUUGGUGAUGAAAGUACUUUGACAGAUCUUGGUUGAAGUGCUGGUUCUUCCUUCACAAGGUUUUCUGUGUGUUUGAAGGAUUUUUUUCAAUAAUUUAUCACUCGAUAGUGGACAGUGAGUCUGGGAGUGAUUAAAAUGCCAACAAAGGCUUAUCUGUAAAUAACUCCCUAGUUUGAAAUGUUACAAAUACUUUAUAAUUUAGCUAUGCAUUCAAGAAGCAACAUUGAUGUUGCCUCAAAUGAUCACAGUGGAGUUUGCUUGAUUUAGUAUCAACAACAAGAGUUCUUCCUCAUAUUUGUAAAGAUAUACUGAGCGAUUAUUUAACGUGUUAUAGCAGCUUAUCAAUUCACCACAUUAUUUAAUGUGUUUUAGGAUAAAGAAGUGUCAGCAAAUGGACCCAACAUACCCCCAGAGCCAAGCCCUCAGGAUUCACAGAAAAGCUUUUUUAGGGAGAUCAAGCACCCUAUUCUUCGCCCAGGUUAUGUUCCCAUACCUGUCUUCCAUGAGGGUGCAGAACCGAGGCAGCAACAAGAGUCAUGCUAUUCCUACAUCCGUCCAAGCCAUGCACAGAGUAUUCGCACAGAGGGUCAAGCACCAUCUCCAACACCGGGACUCCUCUGCAGGCCCAGAUCACCAUUACAUGGACCUUCAGAAAGUAGUCCUACUGAACCCGUAAAGGCUGGCUUACCUGUUGCACAAACAGCAGAGGUUGGAAAUAACAAAUAAAAAUCUACAAGCUGUUCCGUUAUUGUGAAACUAAUACUGACUACUGUAUUGUUUCAAUUUCAUUUGUUUGACAGGUUUUAACCCCUCCUCAUCACCAACCCUCUCGGCCCAAUAACAUUGGUCUUCAAGCAGGGUACAUCCCCAUCCCAGUGAUCCAUGAGGGUGGAGGAGGCCAAACACAUACACAAGCACAGUUGAAUCCCUCAGUUUACUCUCAGCGCGCCCCUUUCUCAGAGCACCAGCAGCCCUUCCAUCGCUUUCAGGCAGACGAAUGGCCGAGCUACCCUGCAACAACGCAUCCUCCCCGGGAAAGGGCUUCUCCGAUAUUGCCUCCCCAGCAUCGUGAUGCUCCUCCUGUUAACCUCCCAUCUCAUAUUAGAAGCCAGUCACCCAUUAUAACACAAACUCUGGGAGAACCACAGGUACUUUUAUUCCUCACUAAUACAUUUAAAUUCUUCUUGAUUUUUACAAAGGUGUGAUGUGUAUGUGUCGCCUUAGAAAUUGAUGGAUUUUUUGUUUACCCCAAGGUCCAGCAGCAUAUUUUCACAAGAGACCAGCCCCCCAAAAUGGACCAGGAACAUCUAAGCACUCAGCAGAAACCUGAAAACAUGCCACUGCAUGUGGGUGCUGAUGUCCUCCGGCUUCAGCAACCUCAACAGUUCCAAAAGCUUCCACCUGAGCAACCUCUCCAGUUCCACCAACCUCAGAAGCUCCAGCAGCAGCAACAGUUCCAGCAGGAACAACACCAGGCAGCCCCCCCGCCUCAGCAUCCUGAACAGUUAAUCCAGCCACAGCAGCAGCCACAGCAACCCCCAAAACCAGAGAAAACACAGCAAAGUGCAGAUAUUACAGUUCAAAUGCCUUUAAAGCCAGAAGCCCCAGACAUAACAGCAGCACCCCCUGAGAUGAAAGCAGAGGGUGAGCAGGGUGCUCAGUGCCAGAUCCAUCCAGGUUUGGCCAAAGUACAGCAGAUAGUGGAACGGGUCCUGAAACUGGAGCAAGAAGUGAAAAUUUUCGAUGGAAAGAAGAAUGAUAAGAAAUACUUGUUGCUGGAAGAGCUGCUGACUAAAGAGCUUUUAGCACUAGACUCUGUUGACCCAGAGGGUCGUGCAGAUGUAAGGCAAGCAAGACGGGAUGGAGUCCGUCGUGUCCAAAACAUACUGGAAGAACUAGAGCAACUGGAGGAGCAGCCUGUCAGGUCUGCCAGCCAGACCUCAAUGGAGGGAGACGACCUUACACAGAAAGGAGAGCCCAGCAUGAUCACCAAAGAGAACGUUGAGCUUGCAAAAGAGAUAUCGUGAUGACUUUACAUUUAAUACUCAAGAGAAGAGAAGGAGAGCCUACUGUAUAUUUGAUAGUUAGCAAGUCUGCUCCAGUUAAGCCCCCUUCCUUUACUAAAGCAUUUGUGGAAGUUGCAUGCAUUGAUUAACAGUGUUGGUAUUUCCUGACAUUCAGCACAUAACUGAUGGUAGCUUUAGUGCAACCAUGUUUUUUCAAGCCAAUGUUAUUGCCUUCUACGUAAUGCCUUAAGAGAGAGCAGUCAUGAUGCACGUGUUGACAGCAAUUACCUGUCAGUACAAAAAUUGAGUGAGAGGCCUUUUUACAAUCAUUGACAAAUAAGUAUUUUCUUAAAAAAGUUAUAAAUACAGUAGUUGCCUUUUUGUCCAGAUCAGUUAUUGUUUGUAGUUUUUUUUUGAUCAAGUCAACUCAUCAAUAAGUAAGGGAGUGGAAGUAUUGGGGCUAAGAUAUAAUUAAGUCACUUCAAAGUUUACUCCACAGAGCAGCACUUUCUGCCAGCCUCAUGACUGUCCUGGUGCUCCUUUGUCCCAGAACACAGUAAAUAAGCUUCAGAGAAAGUACACUUUGGUGCAUUACUGAUUUUGCCCUCUUUGCACUUUGCCUUCAUUGAAAUGUCACGCAUAUCUCAUACUGCCAAGAAAUCAGCACUUAAUUUGAAAAAUAUAAGUUAAACCAGUUUUGACUGAUGUGUUUUGGUAUUUGUAUUUGCAUUGCUUUACUUGCUGUUUCAAAAGUUAUAUCAGUAUUUCUAUCAUUGAAUGGUAUUUUGGUACAGCUAUGAAUGUGUAAUGACAAAUGCAGCUUAAGUGUGUGUGUGUAAGAGCGAAACGAAAGUUUUGAAGAUGCCUUCAGCACAGGUGGGUUUUUGGUUUGGGCACUGAUUAGUGCGUGUGGUUUUGGUGGCACAGCGGGGAUCAGUUAAUUUAUUUGUGCCUUUGCUGGAAUUUCGAGUAGGGUGAGCACAGGGAGGACAUUUUCUGUUGACCACACGUUUUGGGGUAAAAUGGACAUAUAUCGCUUUUUGUGAAGUAACGUUAUUUAAUAUUAACGGGUGUAUGUGUAUGCAGCGUUGUGUUAAAUAAACAGAGUUUUGGUGCGAUAUAGUA